Molecule: messenger RNA, 768 nt
Organism: Heterocephalus glaber (naked mole-rat)
Lineage: Eukaryota; Metazoa; Chordata; Mammalia; Rodentia; Bathyergidae
Gene: Isg15
Product: ISG15 ubiquitin like modifier
Biological process (GO): ubiquitin-dependent protein catabolic process
Cellular component (GO): cytosol
Molecular function (GO): polyubiquitin modification-dependent protein binding
Source: RefSeq, a predicted model, not a curated record
UUCUUGCAUUCACUUGAGGCCAUGCCUUGGGAAAAGGAAACUGAAACCGAAGGCAACUGGCCACUGGUGCAGGCUGCUGGAGACACCGCCCCAUGACGUGCACAGCCAGGGCUCAUAAAGGGGCUGAGCCUGAUCCAGCAGCAAAGAGCAGCUGGGAGCUGAGUAAAGAACUCACUUGUCAGUGCCUGCGAAGUACCUGGCAUUAGCGCCCACAACCAUGGGCUGGGACCUGACAGUGAAGAUGUUGGGGGGCCAGGAGUUCCUGGUGUCCCUGAACUCCUCCAUGACAGUGCAGGAACUGAAGAGGGAGAUCGCCAAGAAGGCCGGGGUGCCUGCCUUCCAGCAGCGCCUAGCUGUCCAGCCGAGUAACAAGGUGCUGGAGGACAGGUUCACCCUCACCCAACAGGGCUUGGCCCCUGGCAGCACGGUCUGGCUGUUGGUGGAGGACUGUGAAAACCCCUUCAGCAUCCUGGUGAGGAACGACAAGGGGCGCAGCCGUUUGUAUGAGGUCCAGCUGACACAGACGGUGGCAGCGCUGAAGAAGCAGGUGUGCCAGCAAGAGGGGGCACGGGAAGACAUGUUCUACCUGAGCUUCCAGGGGAGGUCUAUGGAGGACGAGCACAUGCUGGGCGACUAUGGCCUCAAGUCCCAGUGUACUGUGUUCAUGAAUCUGCGCCUUCGAGGGGGCAGGGCAAGGCCCUGAGAGCAGUGCAGAGGGCCCCCUGCUGGAAUCAAGCUUUGGAAAUAAAGAUGGAUGCAGAGAAAACA